This is a messenger RNA of Tauraco erythrolophus (red-crested turaco), 954 nucleotides long. NCBI's taxonomy places the organism in Eukaryota, Metazoa, Chordata, Aves, Musophagiformes, Musophagidae. The record is from RefSeq and is a predicted model, not a curated record.
AUGGCUCUGAGACGGCUCAUCCAGCAGAACCACAACGCCAACCUCGUGGGCUUCAGUGCUGGCUCCGCCGGGCAGGAGCAGGCUCUGCCGAUGGACACCAGGAGGAUCCAGCACCUGGCCAACACGGUGGGGACGCUGCCCCGCGGGCACAAGCAGCUUGCCUUAACCAGAUCCAGCUCCUUGGGUGACUCCUCCAGGCCACAAAGACACCUUGUCGCUAUAUUAAAAGAAGAUAAAGAGACGUUUGGGUUUGAAAUCCAGACUAUCAGAUUUCCGCACCAAAAUGAUUACUCCCUGGAGGUGUGCACUUGCGUCUGCAAAGUUCAAGAAGAAAGUCCUGCCCAUCUUUCUGGCCUUCAAACUGGCGACAUCCUCUCCAGCAUCAAUGGCGUGAACACCGAUGGCUUUAGUCACAAGCAAAUAGUAGACUUGAUAAAGUCUUCGGGGAACUAUCUAAGGUUAGAGACUGUCAAUGGGGCCAUGUUUCGGAGGAAAAUGGAGCUGGAGACCAAGCUGCAGUUACUGAAGCAAACCCUGCAGCAGAGAUGGGUGGAGCUGCGCUCGCUGCUGGCCCAGGAGCGGCGCCUGCUGCAGCGGGAGGUGAAUGACAACGCUGUGCUGGGCGCACUGGAGCUGGAGGUGUCCGGCUCGCUUGGUGGCUGCAGCAUUCCGGGAGCCCUCUUUCCAACGAAGCCUCGCUUCUCCAGCGAGAGCAGCUCCCGCAGCCGGCUGAGCUCCAUGACCGUGGACAGUGAGGACAGCUUCUACCAGGGCGGUGCCUUCGAGGACUCGGCCACAGAGAGGUCCAUGUCCCCGCUCUGGGAGGGAAGCAGCUGCUCCAGCAGUUUUGGGACCCUCCCGCGGAAAAGCAGGAGAGCGAGUGUCCGAAAGCAUCUUUCAAAAUUCAUCCCAGGCCUUCACCGGGCGGUGGAAGAGGAAGAAAGCCGGGUCUGA